AUGACUAUUGUUGAGAAAGUUAAUUUAACCACUGGUACGGGAUGGGGAUCAGGUCCAUGUAUUGGGAAUACUGGAUCUGUUCCUCGUCUUGGUAUUCCGAAUCUUUGUCUUCAAGAUGGACCAAAUGGGGUCAGGUUUACAGACUUCGUUACCCAUUUCCCUUCUGGAUUAGCAGCUGGAAGUACGUUUAAUAGGGGCUUAAUGUAUCUAAGAGGUAAAGCUUUGGGUAGGGAGCACAAGAAGAAAGGAGUCCAUAUUAUGCUUGGUCCAACAAUAGGACCCAUUGGACUAAAAGCUGCUGGCGGAAGAAAUUGGGAAGGUUUCGGAGCUGAUCCUUAUCUACAAGGAAUUGGUGGAGCAGCUACUGUCGAGGGAAUUCAAGAAGAAGGCGUAAUUGCAACAGUCAGACACUUGAUAGGUAAUGAACAAGAACAUUUUCGUCAAGUAGGCGAAUGGAAUGUUAGUGACUGGUUCCUUCUUGAAAAGUCAAUUAGUUCUAAUAUUGGUGAUAAGGAAAUGCAUGAGGUUUAUCUAUGGCCAUUUGCUGAUAUUGUUAGAUCCGGUGCUGGUAGUGUUAUGUGCUCGUAUAACCAAGUUAAUAAUACAUACGCUUGUGAAAAUUCAUAUCUUUUAAAUUAUUUGUUAAAAGAAGAAUUAGGAUUUCAAGGCUUUAUUAUGUCUGAUUGGGGCUCCCAACAUACGGGGGUAUAUUCAGCGCUAGCGGGUCUUGAUAUGAGUAUGCCUGGCACGAUAUUCAAUGACUGGUUAGGAGGAAAAUCAUAUUGGGGUCCACAUUUGACAAAUGCAGUCUAUAAUCAGACAAUUCCUCAGGAAAGACUCGAUGAUAUGGUCAUUCGGAUUCUAGCUCCAUUCUUCUUUUGUAAUGCUAAAGGCUUACCUACGGAAAAGGAUGUUCCCAACUUCAGUUCUUGGACUUACAAUUCAUAUGGCCAACAGUAUCCGCUUCAGCACUAUGGCCCAACGAUUCAACAGAAUUGGCAUAAAGAAGCCCGUUCGAUGUUCAGCGAUCAAGUUGCAUUAAAUAUCGCAAGAGAGGCCAUAGUUCUUCUAAAGAACGAAGAUUUCAACUUACCCAUUAAUAAAACCAAUGGAAUUAGAAAAAUAUUCAUUUCAGGAGUUGCAGCUGGGACAGAUCCCAAGGGGUUCAAUUGUAAAGAUCAACAAUGCGUGAACGGAGUGUUGACUACUGGCUGGGGUUCUGCAACAGUCAAUAACCCAUAUGUUGUCACUCCCUACGAAGCAAUUUCUCAGAAGGCCAAAAGUCAAGGCAUGUUAGUUGAGUUCUCUACGGAUGCAUGGAAAUUCGAUAAUGUUGACGAAUUGGCAACAAAUGCUGAUAUGUCAAUCGUAGUAGUUAAUUCAAAUGCUGGCGAAGGGUAUAUACAAGUUGAUGACAAUUAUGGGGAUCGCAAAAACUUUUCUUUAUGGCAUAAUGGCGAUGAAUUAAUUGCAAGAGUCGCACAAAAAUGUCAUAAGACGGUUGUUGUUGUUAAUAGUGUUGGCCCGGUCAACAUGGAAAAAUGGAUUGAAAAUGAGAAUAUAGUUGCCGUUAUAUAUGCUGCACCCUUAGGCCAAUUCGUUGGACAGGCUAUAGCUGACGUAUUAUUCGGAGAUGUUAAUCCAUCAGGUAAAUUACCAUUCACGAUUGCAAAAGAUGAUCAACACUAUGUACCAUUGGUAGAUACUCUUAAUGGUAGUAGAUCUCCGCAAGACACAUUCGAACGUGGAAUUUACUUAGAUUAUAGAUUUUUUGAGAAACAUCAAAUCGAACCACGAUUCGAAUUUGGAUAUGGUCUAUCUUAUACCAAUUUCCAAGUGUCAGAUUUAAAAAUUAUAGAAAUCAAGACACCAUUAAAAAGCUUAGAGCAACCAAACAAAUACCUACCAGCUAAAAUAGCGAAUGAAAAUAACAUUCUUGACCCUAAAGCUGCAUUGUUUCCGAAUGGUAUCAUUGAGUUUGUACCUGGAUUUGUAUACCCUUACCUUCACUAUGGUAAUUCGACGUUACUCAAUAAUAAUAGAGAAUUUGAUUAUCCACUAGGUUAUAAGCCAGACCCUGUUAGGACACCGCCUGUUGCAGGUGGUGGCGCGGGUGGAAACCCUGCAUUAUGGAAUAUACUAUAUGAAAUAAGCGCGUAUGUCACCAAUGCAGGUCGCUAUAGAGGGGGCUACGCAACACAAAUGUACAUUGAAUUUCCGAACAAUCCUUCACCACAGUCCACGAAGGUUCUCAGAGGUUUUGAUAAAGUAUUCCUUGAUCCAGGUGAAGAAACAGAAGUGAAAUUCAAUGUAUUACAACGCGAUUUGAGUAUAUGGGACGUAAAGCAACAAGAGUGGAUUAUUCAGAAUGGUACCUAUAAGGUAUACAUUUCGACCACGAGUAAAAAAACCGAGUUAUAUGGCAUAAUCCAAAUUUGUUGUUAA
Messenger RNA from Debaryomyces hansenii CBS767, 2445 nucleotides. RefSeq names its product Bgl22p (gene BGL22). The transcript has a single exon. NCBI's taxonomy places the organism in Eukaryota, Fungi, Ascomycota, Pichiomycetes, Serinales, Debaryomycetaceae. Gene Ontology annotation, biological process: glucan catabolic process. The coding region runs from base 1 to 2445 and encodes 814 amino acids. Gene Ontology annotation, molecular function: beta-glucosidase activity. The record is from RefSeq and is a predicted model, not a curated record.